Messenger RNA from Alligator mississippiensis (American alligator), 20693 nucleotides. RefSeq names its product piccolo presynaptic cytomatrix protein (gene PCLO). The record is from RefSeq and is a predicted model, not a curated record. Gene Ontology annotation, molecular function: protein binding; structural constituent of presynaptic active zone; metal ion binding. Bases 58 to 15669 code for a protein of 5203 amino acids. The transcript has 26 exons. Gene Ontology annotation, biological process: protein localization to synapse; presynaptic active zone assembly. Gene Ontology annotation, cellular component: GABA-ergic synapse; cytoskeleton of presynaptic active zone; axon. Lineage: Eukaryota; Metazoa; Chordata; Crocodylia; Alligatoridae.
GCAGCCGCCGCCGAGCACUGAGCGCGCCCGGGCCGGCGAGGAGGAGCCGCCCCAGCCAUGGGCAACGAAGCAAGCCUGGAGGGUGGCGAGGGGCUGGCCGGGCUGCCCGAGGGGGCGGCGGCGGCGGCCGCGGGAGCCGGCGACGGGCCCCCCCCGCAGCGCCUCGGCCCGGCCGGCGUGGAGCUGCAGGCGGACCUGAGCCAGCUGAGCGAGGCGGAGCGCAGGCAGAUCGCCGCCGUGCUCUCAAGGGCGCAGGGGCUGCCCGGCACCGAGCCGCCUCCCUUGCCAAGACAUCCUGAGCAUGAUAUAAACCACUAUCCAAGACAAGCAGGUAAGCCUCCAGAUCCAGGGCCAUCCACUUUAAGUAAAAGUAGAACAGUAGAUGUAUUGAAAACAGAGCAACGAUUACCUGGAAGGAGCCCUUCUUCUACUAGUCUGAGGGAAUCGAAAUCCAGGACUGAUUUUAAAGAAGACCAGAAACCAAGUAUGAUGCCCAGCUUCCUCUCAGAGGCCAAUCCAUUAAGUGCAGUCACAUCAGUUGUAAACAAGUUCAAUCCUUUUGAUUUGAUAUCAGACUCAGAUGCAGCACAGGAAGAAGCCAACAGGAAACAAAAAGUUUUUCAGAAAGACCAAGGGAAGCCUGAGGAGCAAAAGGGACCUGCAAAACAUCCAGCUCAGCAACAACCUCCAAAGCCAGUGGUUCAGCCACAUGGAUCUGUCAAACCAAUACCCCAGCAAGCAGGACCUUCCAAACCAGCACCUCAACAGCAGCAACCGGGGGCAGUUAAGCAAGUUCAAAAACCAGGGCCUGUUCAACCAGCAGGCCUUCAGUCAGAAGCAGCAAAACUUCCAGCUCAAAUGCGAGGCCCACCAAAAUCUCAGACCCAGCAAUCAGAACCCAAGCUGCCAGCUUCCCAACAGCAGAGCCCUGCAAAACCUGCACCACAGCAACUGGGCACAACCAAACCGUUACCACAGCAAUCAGAUGUUGCUAGAGUGUCAUCCCAGGUACCUGCUCCCACAAAGCCAUUGUCACAGCAACCAGGACCUGGAAAGCAAGCAUUUCAGCCACCGGGACAGCAAACAGGUGCUGCAAAGCCAUCCCCUCACCAAACAGAGCCUGCUAAACAACCAUCUCAGCAACCUACACCUGCAAAGCCAUCUCCUCAGGCAACAGGACCUACAAAACAACCCUUGCAGCAGCCUGGACCUGGGAAGUCAUUUCCUCAGCAAACAGAACCUAUGAAACAACCACCACAGCAGAUGGGACCUUCAAAGCCACCAUCACAGCAACCAGUAAAGGCACCAUCACAGCAACUUGGACCUACAAGACCAUCAGGCCAGCAGCCAGGGCCUGCAAAACCUUUGCCACAAAAACAAGCAGCCGCAGCCCAGCCUGCUGAAUCUGCCCCAAAGAAAAGCUUCUGUCCUCUUUGCACUACUACUGAACUGCUGCUGCACAUUCCAGAGAAGGCCAAUUACAACACGUGCACACAGUGUCAAACCGUAGUCUGCAGCCUGUGUGGCUUUAAUCCCAACCCACAUAUAACAGAGAUAAAGGAGUGGCUCUGUUUGAAUUGUCAGAUGCAAAGAGCACGAGGUGGUGACUUAGCUCCAGUUCAUGGUCCUGGACCACAACCUCUUCCACCCAAACAGAAACCUUUCCUUCCGCCUUCAGUGACUAAAUCGCCUGCCCAACCCCAACAGCCUGUUCAAAAGAAAGAUGUUUCUCAAAAACCUGACCCUUCCCAGCCACUGGAAUCCAAAAAAGCCCCUCCAUUGACAAAGCAACCAUCUAUGUCUGGCUCUCCCCCUGUAAAAUCAAAACAUCCCCCCACUGAGCCUGUUAUUCCCCAGACCUCUAAACAAAUGGAACUGACAUCAAAAACUGACCAGGCCAAGCCAACUUUAUUUCAAGAUAAGCAAAAGCAACCAAGUAUACAAAAGCCUACAACUGACACUGUGACUACCUCUUCAGUACCCAGUCCGAAACAGGAUUCAGCAGGUCCCAAACCUCCACCGACCCAACAGAAAGCAGCGGAUCUUCAGAGAUCGGAAACUUCCAAGUCAUUGCAAGAAACCUAUCUGGCUGGGGAGAAACCUCAGCUGCCAGAUUCCAAAAGCCUACCCCAUGUGUCUCAGCAAAAACUGGAUCCUAAACUUGUUUCUCAGCCUGGGCCUGGAUCAAAUGUUAAAGGUCAAAAACCCGUUGGGCCACCAACACAAGUGAAAGAAGAUCCUAAGAAGGUACAGACAAAAGCUACCCCAAAGAUGGAUGCUAAGCAGGUUCCGAAAGGUCCACAAGCAGCUGUAGGCCCCAGGCCUACUCCAGGGCAGCCACCACCCCCACCCCAACAGCCUCAGAAAGCUCAAGAGCAAACAAGACGUUUCAGUCUUAAUUUGGGAGGAAUUACUGAUACUCCUAAACCUCAACCUACAACUCCACAAGAAACAGUUACUGGAAAACUCUUUGGAUUUGGGGCUUCAAUCUUUAGUCAGGCAUCAAAUUUAAUCUCCACAGCAGGUCAGCCAGGAGCUCAUUCAUCAGGACCUCCACCAGGGCCUGCUGCUAAGCAGCCCCCACCUCCCUCACAACCCCCUGCCUCUCAAGUACCAUCCAAAGAGUCCAGUCAGGCUCAGCCAUCUCCAAAAGCAGGACCUGUAAAAAAAGAUGCCAAGCCUCCUGCGAUAGAAAAACCAGAGCUACCCAAAGCUGAUAACAUUGUAACAAUGAAAGAAUCUGAGUUAGAAAAGAAACCGACUGUGGCUAAAGACAGCAAGCCUCCAGUUGCUGAAUCCAAAAAACUGCCUGGGCCAACCGAACCACAAAAAACCACGCUGUCUAAAUCAACUUGUCCUCUUUGUAAAACUGAACUAAAUGUUGGUUCUAAGGAGCCACCCAACUUUAACACGUGUACAGGAUGCAAGAGCAUUGUGUGCAAUCUCUGUGGAUUUAAUCCUAUGCCACACAUAGCUGAGGUGCAAGAAUGGCUCUGCCUAAACUGCCAGACACAAAGAGCAAUAUCAGGACGACUUGGGGACAUGGGCAAAAUGUUGCCUCGGAUGCCAGUCCCUUCACAGUCAGUAUCCAAACCAUUUGUUCCCCAGAGCCAGCCUAUGCCUACUGAGCCACAUCACUCUCAGAAGACUUCAACACUGCCGGUCCAAACUGUGGAAAAAUCAAAAGAAGAACCAGCAGUUACAAAGGAUGUUCCAAAAGUUCGGCAGCCAAAACUUACCAAGACACCCUCAGUUGAAAAAAUUCAGCAGGGGAUUCAAAAGGAAGAUCCAAAACUUCAGCAGAGGAAACUAUCAAAAACAUCCUCAAUCGAUAAAACUCAGGGGAUUCAAAAGGAAGACCCAAAGCUUCAACAGGUGAAAUUGGCAAAGGCACUUUCAGCUGAUAAAAUUCAACCUGGAGUCCAGAAAGAAGAUCCAAAACUUCAGGGAAAACUGACAAAGACCAUUUCAGCUGAUAAAAUCCAACAAGGAAUUUGGAAGGAAGAUACAAAACUCCAGCAGCAGAAACUGGUCAAGGUACCACCAGCUGAUAAAAUCCAACCGGGAGUUUUGAAGGAAGAUCCAAAGCUUCAGCAGGAGAAACUGGUCAAGGCAUCAUCAGCUGAUAAAAUCCAAAUGGAAACUGAGAAGGAAGAUCCAAAACCGCAAAAGGGAAAACUAGCAAAGACAUCUUCAGUGGAUAAAAUUCAUCCAAAGAUAAGUUCAGAUCAAAAGCAACCCCUCAGCAAAUUGAUAGAUGAUAAGAAAUCUGCAUUACCAGAAAAGAAAGCGUCUCUUCCAGAGGACAGGAAAGAGCAGUUCCUAGUUGAAACUAAAGAAAAAAUUAUUGAAGAGAAAUUAGAAGUCAAAGGCCCUCCUAAAGAAUUUCAUGCUCAAAAACAGGAGGAAGUUAAGAAAGAGGAUUUGACACCUGGGCUUCCACAAAUAGCCUCCAAACCAGACAAAAAUAAGAAAGAAGACACUUCAGCUCAAGUUGCACCUGUGCCGAGACUGAACCUUGUGGAAACAGUGAAAGAAAAAACAGAAAAGGAGGAUGACAAAUCAGAAACAUCCAGUUCUCAGCAACAGAAAAGUCCACAAGGUCUGAGUGAUACCGGGUAUUCUUCUGAUGGGAUAUCAAGUUCACUUGGUGAAAUUCCAAGUCUUAUCCCCAGUGAUGAAAAGGAUCUACUCAGAGAACCUUCUAAAAAAGAUACCUUUCCACAAGAAAGUCCUCCAAGCCCCUCCGAUCUAGCCAAAUUGGAAAGUACUGUCCUGUCCAUUUUGGAAGCCCAGGCAAGUACACUUGCUGAGGAAAAAUCUGGAAAAACUGAAGACCUUUAUGAGCUAUAUGGUGAACAGACAAAGGAUCAAUAUAAAACAAAGGCUUUGCCAAUCACACCGGAAUCUUACAGUUCAGAUGAGGAAGACCUGGCAGACAUUCAAGAAGAAGAUGAAGAAGUCAUUGAAGAAGAUGGCAAACAAAGUAUACCUUUGCAGAAAGGAGAAAAGGUGGAUGCAAUAGAUGAUGCAUCAACAAGAAGGCAACGCUAUGAUUCUGUAGAAGAUAGCAGUGAAAGUGAAAACUCACCUGUCCCAAGGAGAAAAAGACAAACGAGUGUUGGCUCUUCAAGCAGCGAUGAGUACAAACAAGAAGACAGUCCAGGAUCAGGCGACGAUGAAGACUUUAUUCGAAAACAGAUUAUAGAGAUGAGUGCUGAUGAGGAUGCCUCAGGUUCUGAAGAUGAAGAAUUUAUUAGGAAUCAGCUCAAAGAAAUCAGUGGUAAUGAAAGCCAAAAGAAAGAAGAAGUGAAAGGCAAAGUUAAAGGGACAGCAGGAAAACACAAAAGGCUAACUAGGAAAAGUAGCACAAGCUAUGAUGAGGAUCCCGGAAGACGUCAUUCAUGGCAUGAUGAUGAUGAUGAGACUUUUGAUGAAAGCCCAGAACCAAAAUACAGGGAAAGCAAAAGUCAGGACAGUGAAGAGCUUGCUUUAACUGGUGGAAGUGGAGGUGGUGGCUUACGCCGUUUCAAAACAAUAGAACUGAAUAGUACAAUAGCAAACAAAUAUUCUGAGGUAUCCGAACAACAGAAAGGUAUUUUGUAUUUUGAAGAGCCAGAGCUAGAGAUGGAGAGUCUUACAGAUUCACCAGAAGAUAGAUCUAGGGGAGAAGGGUCUUCUAGUCUGCAUGCCUCCAGUUUCACUCCAGGUACCUCUCCCACAUCAGUGUCUUCUCUCGAUGAGGAUAGUGACAGCAGUCCUAGUCAUAAAAAAAUGGGAGGAGAAAGCAAACAGCAGCGCAAAGCCAGACAUAGGUCACAUGGCCCUCUCCUUCCAACUAUUGAAGACUCUUCAGAAGAAGAAGAGCUAAGAGAAGAGGAAGAGCUGUUAAAGGAACAAGAAAAACAGCGUGAAUUAGAACAGCAGCAAAGAAAGAGUUCAAGCAAAAAAUCUAAGAAAGACAAGGAUGAAUUAAGAGCUCAGAGAAGAAGGGAGCGUCCAAAGACUCCACCAAGUAAUCUUUCUCCCAUUGAGGAUGCAUCUCCAACAGAAGAGUUACGACAGGCAGCAGAAAUGGAAGAGCUGCACCGAUCUUCCUGUUCUGAAUAUUCGCCAAGUAUUGAAUCAGAUCCUGAAGGAUUUGAAAUCAGCCCAGAAAAAAUAAUAGAAGUGCAAAAGGUGUAUAAGUUACCCACAGCUGUCUCUUUAUACUCUCCAACAGAUGAACAACCAGUUAGGCUUUUAAAAGAAGAAAAUAAUCAAAAGGCAUUAAGAAGUGCUGAAGAGAUGUAUGAGGAAAUGAUGCACAAAUCCCAUAAAACCAAAUCAUUUCAAAGUACAAAUGAAAAAGACGAAGUGUUUGAAAAAGAAUCUUUAUAUGGUGGCAUGCUAAUAGAAGAUUAUAUUUAUGAAUCUUUAGUAGAGGACACAUAUAAUGGAGCUAUUGAUGCUAAUCUCAUACCAAGACAAGAUGAGAGUAAUGAAUUUAUACAACAGAGAGGGAGAGAGAGAAAAAUAAGAUCUUCUGAUCAGAUUUAUGAAGAACCUAUGCAGAAAAUUAAGGAUCUGCAGAAAGACUAUUAUAGUGUAGAGACUUUGCAUUCAAUUGUGCCACAGGAAGACAUUGUAUCUAGUUCUUACAUUAUUCCAGAAAGUCAUGAAAUAAUUGUCCUGGACAGUGUGGUAACUUCCGCCACUGAGGAAAAGCAGUUGUUAGAUGCAGAAGCCGCGUAUGAAGAGCUUAUGAAGCGACAAGGAAUGCAGCUGACCCCAGGCUCCAGUCCAACUCAGCCAACAUCAGAUUUAAUUCCUGGAUCAGAUACAAUGGGAUCUACAGUAAGAGAUACAGUGGAUGGUGCCUCAUUAACAUUAAGCACUCCUUCAUCAGUUUCAGACAUGUCUUCAGUCAGCAGCACAGUACUUUCUAUUCCAGAUGUUAAGAUAACCCAGCACUUUACAGUAGAAGAUAUAGAAGAUGAAUACCUAACAGAUUAUGCCAGAGAAAUUCAAGAAAUCAUAUCUCAUGAAACUUCAAUAUUAACAUAUUCUGAGGCAUCAGAAAGUGCUACAUCUGUUUUGCCUUCUGAUACAGCUUCUCUAACAUCAUCUACAUCUUCAGUUUGUACCACUGAUAGCUCAUCACCCAUUCCUGGAAUAGACAGGACAGGCAUAGGUUAUAUAGAUACAAUAGAUGCUUUAAGUAAAUUAGCAGAUUCUGAAGGGAUCAGCUCAAUAACUCAAGUCCCCAUCAGCUCCACAAAAGAGUAUGCUGAAACAACCACACCUUAUGAGCCUAUUGAUGUACCCCCUCAAAAGCCAGUGGUACGUGCAGGUCAUGUUGUGGAUCAUGUUGUAAUUUCCUUGCCUACAGCUGCACCUUCUGCAGUGACAAUUACAGAUAUAAAACUGAAGCAGUACACUUCUGACUCCAUCACCCUUGAUUUAUCCAUACCAGAGAAAGAUAGCGCUAGGGAAAUUAAGAGCACAGAGACGGCUGUUAUAACUAAAGUACUUUAUGAAGAUGUGCUCAAAGGAGUGGGUAUGGACACAGCAAGGAUUCACAUGGCUGAUGCUGCAUCUGACCAACCACCUAUAUGUAUAACAUCAAUUCCAGUAACAAAGCCAGCACCAACCACACCUGUAUCCACUACUAGUGUUGUAACUAAGAUCAGCACUGUUUCUGCAUUACCAUCUGUGACUUCCUCAGCUCCCCCUGUGACAUCCAAAAUAUGUUACUCACAAAGUAUCUCACUUUUCAGAAGUUCUUCUUUAGAUUAUUCUGAACAACCAUUGCCACCACCUCUCCAUCCUCUUCCUCCCCCUCCCCCUCCUCCACCAUUGCCUCCACCUACUCCGCCCAAACCAGCUAUUUAUCCCAAAAAGAAGACGCAGGUUAAGUCUCCAGGGACAACAGCUCCAAUAGUCCUACCUUCUAUGACUAGUGGUGCACCUGUAGAGGCCAUGGGUUUGUUAAAGAACCAUGUAGUACCUACUACAAAAGUAUAUACCCCUACACCACCUCCUGUGCCUCCCAAGCCAUCUUCAAUUCCAGCAGGGCUUGUAUUCAGUCAUAGAUCUGUUGAGGUAACUAAGCCUCCAAUUGCUCCUAAGCCAGCAGUUCCUCCUCUCCCAAUAGUAGUUCAUAAGCCAGCAGAAACACAGCCAAAACCAAUAGGCUUGUCAUUAACCACUAGUAUGACUUUGAAUUUGGUUCCUUCAGCUGAGUGCAAGUUGACAUCCCCUACAUCCCCUUUAUCUCCUCACUCUAACAAGUCUUCACCAAGGUUGACCAAAUCUUUACAAGAAACCUAUGUUGUUAUCACGUUGCCAUCUGAACCUGGAACUCCUACAGAGUCCAUAACUAGUCAGGCUGUCACCAGUUGGCCUUUGGGCUCACCUUCUAAAGAACAGGUUCCCCAGACUGUGAGGCCUCAAUUUAUUCCAUCCAUAAAAGCUAUGGAAACUCAAAGUAUGGCAGAUCUGAACAUGUAUGAUUCUGGUGUUUUGCAAACUUUUCCUGUUACAGCACAGUCGACUUUUGAAACCGCCCCUAGUUCAGUAACAGAAUUAAUAACAACAGCGGUUACCAAGACCACCGUUUCUGUGGUUAAAGGCUCAGUGCCGAGUGUUGGAUUAGGCAGCGUCUCUAUUACUAUACCUCCAGAGCCAAUGCACAUGGUAGAGCAAACCAGGUAUAGAGAGAAUGGAAGGUUCCAUCCAUUUGGUGAUGUUAUUGAUCUUCGAACUUUAACAAAGAUGGAUAUUGAAAUGACAAACAGCUGUAUGGAUCUGUCUGCUGUUUCCAUGGAUGUGAGAAGGCAAGCAAUAGCAAGUGAUAUAUCUGGGCGGCCAGUAAGUGCUGUCCAGCCAGCUAUCAUAAAUCUUAGCACUGCAUCAACUGCAGAACCUUCUCUAGCUCUAGUCACUGAAACAGUAACUAUAAUGACUUGUACAGCUACUGUAAGCUACACUGCCAGUACAGAAAGCCUUGUGGAUUUGGGACAUGGAAUGACAACACCAUUGCAGCUGACAACAUCAAAACAUUUUGAGCCUGCAUACAGAGUAACAGGCAGCCAGGCGUUCUCUGUAGGUAGAGAUGAAGUGCCAAUAAACUUAUCCUUAGGUACUUCAACACAUGCAGUGACAUGGGCUACAACAAAGCCUGUCACUGUCCCUCCUGUUGGUGCGACAAAUGGUUGGACUGAUGUCUCUGCUUCUCAGGAGCCAAUGGAGGAUGGAGCAGUUGAUCUUAGCACCACAAAAUCUCACAGAACAAUGGUGACAGCAGAUGAAGCUAUGUCAGGGGUUAUCACCACAUUAAUAGAAGAUGAUGAAAAACCUGUUGAUUUGACUGCAGGGAGAAGAGCUGUUUGUUGUGAUAUGGUUUAUAAAUUACCAUUUGGCAGGAGCUGUACAGCACAACAGCCUCCAACCACACUGCCUGAAGAUCGAUUUGGUUACAGAGAUGACCAUUAUCAGUAUGAUCGCUCGGGGUCAUAUAGUUACAGAGCAUUUGGGGGUAUGAAACCAUCCAUGUCUGAUACUAAUUUAUCAGAAGCUGGACUUUUUGCAUAUAAGAGCAAGAAUAGCUUUGAGUAUCGAGUUGGGGCAACAGAUGCAGCAGUAGAUCUAACUUCUGGAAGAGUAACUACAGGUGAGGUUAUGGAUUACUCAAGCAAGACCACUGGUCCUUAUCCAGAGACUCGACAAGUGAUUUCUGGCAUCGGGAUCAGUGCACCACAGUAUUCCCAAGCAAGAAUGGUACCUUCCCUGUUCGGUGUUGGAAGUGUUUUAAGAUCAUCAAAUGGUGUUGUUUAUUCCUCGGUUGCAACUCCAAUACCAUCCACAUUUGCCAUAACUACACAGCCUGGUUCUAUUUUCAGUACAACUGUCAGAGAUUUAUCUACUCUCCAAACAAUUGACUCAGUGUCCUCACUAUCAUCUUUGCAACAGAAUCAACCACUUCCAAGAUCAUACAGUUUCUUGACAACCGUGGCAGCUGAAAAAGACAGUGCGAUUGUUGGCAUUGAUAUUGACACAGGGUUGCAACCUCUUGCUAUAGAAACUAUUACUACCGAGACAACCAGCCUGAUGCCUACUUUAACUACUGCUUCUGAAGGCUUUACAGAUGUCAUUGAAGAUGAAGUUGCACUUCUCGUUGCCCCUGAAGAAGAUAAACAGCAGCAGCUUGACUUGGAGCGUGAACUUCUUGAGCUUGAGAAACUUAAGCAACAGCGCUUUGCAGAGGAAUUAGAGUGGGAGCGUCAGGAAAUUCAAAGGUUUAGAGAACAAGAAAAGUUUAUGGUGCAAAAGAAGCUGGAGGAAUUGCAAUCCAUGAAGCACCAUCUCUUAUUCCAACAAGAGGAGGAGCGGCAAGCCCAGUUUAUGAUGAGACAGGAGACAUUAGCUCAACAGCAGUUACAGCUUGAGCAAAUCCAGCAACUUCAGCAACAGCUUCACCAGCAGCUGGAAGAGCAAAAGAUUCGCCAGAUAUAUCAAUAUAAUUAUGACCCUUCUGGAAAUGUCUCCCCACAAACAACCACAGAUCAAGUCCUUCUGGAAGGACAAUAUGCUGCUACAGAAAAUGGCCAGUUUUGGACUAGUGAUGACACGACCACAACAGCUUCAGCUGUGCUGGGCAUUGAAAUUCCACAAAGUCAGACAUGGUACACAGUUCAGUCAGAUGGCGUUGCCCAGUAUAUAUCUAGACCUGGUAUGCUAAGCUCUGUUUCAGAAAUGUCUCUAAAGGAUAUUGAUGCAAGAGAGGAGAAACAACUGAAGAAGAGGAGCUCCAUGCCAAAGUUACGUGGUCAGUAUGAUGAGCUUGAUGAGACCCUAGAAGAAGAUCCCAGGUGUUUUAAAAAGAUCAUGGACAGUGGAGUACAAACUGAUGAUGAAGAUGGUGCAGAUCGGGGCUACACAAACAGGAGAAGGAGGACAAAGAAGAGUGUUGAUACAAGUGUUCAGACGGAUGAUGAAGAUCAAGAAGAAUGGGAUCUUUCCAGCAGAUCAAGAAGGAAAGCUCGUGUGGGGAAAUAUAAUGAGGGCACCUCUGAGGUAGACAAAAGUAAGCCAUUUUCCAAAGUGUCUAGCAUUGCAGUUCAGACAGUGGCAGAGAUCUCAGUACAAACAGAACCUGUAGGGACAAUUCGAACCCCUUCAAUAAGAGCCAGAUUGGAUGCUAAGGUUGAAAUCAUAAAACACAUUUCAGCCCCAGAAAAGACAUAUACAGGAGAAAGUUUGGGGUGUCAAACAGAAACGGAUUCAGAUACACAAAGUCCCCAGUACUUGACAACCACAUCUCCUCAGAAGGACAAAAAGCGCCCAACACCACUAGAAAUAGGCUACUCAUCUCAUCUGCGUGCAGACUCUACACUGCAGGUAGUCCCUUCCCCUCCCAAGUCUCCCAAAGUUCUCUAUUCACCCAUUUCACCAGUUUCACCAAGCAAAGUUAUAGAGUCAGCCUUUGUACCCUAUGAAAAACCCAUCACUGAUGACAUCAGCCCUCAGAAGAUACUGCAUGCUGAUAUUGCCAACGUUCCUCCACCCAGCCCAAAGUCAGCAAAGAUGAUGCAACGUUCACUAUCUGAUCCUAAGCCCCUGAGUCCCACAGCAGAAGACAGUUCCAGAACUCAGUUUCAAUACACUGAGGGUUUCAUGACUAAAGGGUCUUCAACUAUAACACCAUCAGGUACCCAGAAGAAGGUAAAGAGGACUCUGCCCAACCCACCUCCAGAAGAUGCAACAACAGGGACCCAGUCAGCAUACAGUACUGUGGGUUCGGUUUCCCGCAGAAGGAUUUGUAGGACCACCACAAUGGCCAGAGCCAAAAUUCUCCAAGACAUAGACAGGGAGUUGGAUCUGGUAGAACGGGAAUCAGCCAAGCUUAGAAAGAAGCAAGCAGAGCUAGAUGAGGAAGAAAAAGAAAUAGAUGCCAAACUGAGGUAUCUGGAAAUGGGUAUAAAUAGGAGAAAAGAAGCCUUGUUAAAGGAAAGAGAAAAGAGAGAGCGUGCCUACCUCCAAGGAGUAGCGGAAGAACGGGACUACAUGUCAGACAGCGAAGUUAAUAAUGCCAGAUCUACCAGAAUAGAAACUCAGCAUGGCUUGGAAAGACCACGAACAGCACCACAGACAGAAUUUAAUCAAUUUAUGCCACCUCAGACCCAGCCGGAAACUCAGUUUGCUCCUGCUACAAGCCCUUAUACACAGUAUCAGUACUCUUCUCCUGCCCUGCCCACUCAAGCACCAACACAGUAUACACAACAGUCACAUUACCAGCAGCAGCAGCCUUUAUAUCAUCAGCAGGUUUCACCCUAUCAGACCCAGCCAGCUUUCCAGGCAGGAGCUACUCUAUCUUUUACUCCCCAACCUCAGCCUCCACCAACCCAACAGCCGUCCUACCAGCUGCCUUCACAAAUGAUGGUGAUACCACAAAAGCCAAGGCAAGCUGCUUUAUAUUUGGAACCUAAGAUAACCACAAACUAUGAUGUGAUUCGCAAUCAGCCUCUCAUGAUAGCUCCUGUUUCAACUGACAAUAAUUAUGCAGUUUCCCAGCUUGGCAGCAAAUACAAUACUUUGGACUUAAGGAUAGGGCUGGACGAGAGAAGUAGUAUGGCUAGCAGCCCUAUAUCAAGUAUAUCGGCAGAGUCAUUCUAUGCAGACAUAGAUCAUCACCACGCUCCACGAAAUUAUGUGUUGAUUGAUGAUAUUGGGGAACUUACAAAGGGCACAGGAACGCUCAGCUCUGCUUUUAGCCUCCAUGAGAAAGAUCUUACAAAAACAGAUCGACUCCUUCGAACCACCGAAACCAGGAGGGCUCAGGAAGUGACAGACUUCCUUGCACCAUUGCAGACUUCUUCAAGACUGCACACUUAUGUUAAAGCGGAUGAAGACCCCAUGGAAGACCCUUACGAGCUGAAGCUUUUAAAGCAUCAGAUCAAGCAGGAGUUCCGCAGAGGUGCAGAAAGUCUUGAUCACCUUGCUGGCCUUUCCCAGUAUUACCAUGCAGAUACCGGUUACAGGCAUUUCCCCAAAUCGGAGAAAUAUAGCAUAAGCAGGCUUACCCUUGAGAAACAGGCUGCCAAGCAGCUCCCAGCAGCCCUCCUCUACCAGAAACAAUCGAAGCAUAAGAAGGCUUUGAUAGACCCCAAAUUAUCAAAGUUUUCACCUAUCCAAGAGAGCAGGGAUCUCGAGCCUGAUUAUUCAAGCUAUAUGACUUCCAGUACUUCAUCACUUGGGGGAAUAACCUCCAGAGCAAGGCUUCUUCAGGAUGAUAUCACCUUUGGCCUCCGAAAAAAUAUCACGGACCAACAGAAAUUUUUGGGGCCAUCGCUGACAUCAUCCAUUGGAGCAAGCCUUGGGUCUGCACUAGGUCCAACAAUGAGAUCCACAUUACAAGAUGAAGCUGAUAAGUCGUAUAGUAGUGGCAGUAGAUCAAGGCCAUCAUCCAGACCCUCCUCAGUCUAUGGACUUGAUUUAUCCUUAAAAAGAGAUUCCUCAAGCUCCUCUUUAAGAUUGAAAGCCCAAGAGGCUGAGCCACUAGAUGUUUCCUUUAGUCAUGUAGCACCUUCUGGAAGAACAAAACCAACUAGUCUGCCCAUUAGCCAAAGCAGGGGAAGAAUCCCAAUAGUAGCACAGAACUCAGAGGAAGAAAGCCCAUUAAGUCCUGUUGGUCAGCCAAUGGGAAUGGCUAGAGCUGCCGCUGGCCCCUUGCCACCAAUAUCUGCAGAUACCAGAGACCAAUUUGGAUCAAGCCAUUCACUACCUGAGGUCCAGCAACAUAUGAGGGAAGAGUCACGGACUCGAGGCUAUGAUCGGGAUAUAGCAUUCAUCAUGGAUGAUUUCCAGCAUGCCAUGUCAGACAGCGAAGCCUAUCAUCUCCGUCGUGAAGAAACAGAUUGGUUUGACAAGCCCAGGGAGUCUCGUUUGGAGAAUGGACAUGGCCUUGAAAGAAAACUGCCUGAGAAAUUAUCCCAUUCAAGACCACCAAGUCAACAUCAAGACCAAAUAAAUGGGAAGCCUCUUCAGUACAUUUUCCCUCAUGCAAGACUCAAGAUACUGAGAGACCCAAAGGAUCACACCGUUUCAGGCAACGGACUGGGAAUCCGAGUUGUAGGUGGGAAAGAAAUCCCAGGAAACAGUGGAGAAAUUGGAGCUUACAUUGCUAAAAUCCUCCCUGGGGGCAGUGCAGAGCAGACAGGGAAGCUGAUGGAAGGAAUGCAAGUAUUGGAAUGGAAUGGCAUCCCCUUGACUGGGAAGACUUAUGAAGAAGUCCAGAGUAUCAUUAGUCAACAAAGUGGGGAAGCAGAAAUAUGUGUAAGACUGGACCUCAACAUGCUCUCAGAUUCUGAGAAUCCUCAGCACCUGGAGCUGCAUGAUCCAGUAAAAGCUGUAGACAAGGCAAAGUCCCCAGGGGUUGAUCCGAAGCAGCUGGCUGCAGAACUCCAAAAGGUGUCUCUACAGCAGUCCCCGCUAGUUGCUUCCUCAGCAGUGGAGAAGGGAUCUCAUGCUCAUUCUGGCACUACUUCUGCCACCUCCAGUGCUGUUCCCAGCCCUGGCCAACCUGGUUCCCCUUCAGUGAGCAAAAAACGACACAGCAGCAAGCCCACUGAAGGCACGAAGUCUGCAUCCCAUCCAAUCACUGGAGAAAUUCAGCUUCAAGUCAACUAUGACAAGCACCUUGGCAAUCUUAUCAUCCACAUUCUUCAGGCAAGAAAUCUUGCUCCCCGAGACAACAAUGGCUAUUCUGACCCUUUUGUUAAAGUUUAUCUCCUUCCAGGGAGAGGACAAGUCAUGGUUGUCCAGAAUGCAAGUGCUGAGUACAAGCGGAGGACUAAAUACGUGCAGAAAAGCUUGAAUCCUGAAUGGAAUCAGACGGUCAUUUAUAAAAAUAUCUCCAUGGAGCAGCUGAAGAAGAAGACACUGGAAGUGACUGUCUGGGAUUAUGAUAGAUUUUCCUCCAAUGACUUUCUUGGUGAAGUAUUGAUUGAGCUAUCCAGCACGUCUCAGCUUGACAACACCCCACGGUGGUACCUUUUGAAGGAACAGACCGAAAGCAUCGAUCAUGGGAAAUCCCAUUCUGGACAGAGUAGCCAGCAAUCACCAAAGCCAUCGGUCAUCAAAAGUAGAAGCCAUGGAAUCUUCCCAGAUCCAUCCAAGGACAUGCAGGUGCCCACCAUUGAAAAAUCCCACAGUAGUCCAGGGAGCUCCAAAUCUUCCUCUGAAGGACAUCUACGCUCUCAUGGACCAUCCCGCAGCCAAAGCAAAACCAGCGUCACUCAAACUCACCUUGAAGACGCUGGGGCAGCAAUCGCCGCUGCUGAAGCAGCUGUCCAACAGCUUCGCCUCCAACCAACAGCACAUAAAAGCGGUCAGUCUAAUCAUGCCAGGAAGCAGCACAGACACAGCAUAGCAGGAGUCCUCCCAAUUCAAAGAACUCAGUCUGACAAUCUGCCUCCACCAGCCAAUGACAACAAAGACCAAAGCCAACUAGCCCUCAGGAAAGUGAUGUCAGAUGGACCAGUCAAGCCCGAAGGAGCAAGGCCUACCAAUCACCGACCUGCAGAAAGUUCUGUCUCCACUGGCUCGUCAGCCAGUAGCUUUGGCAGUGGAUACAGUGUGGAUAGUGAAGGAAGCAGCAGCACAACAGGAGAAAAUAAUCUUUUUCCCAUUCCAAGAAUAGGGAAGAUGAGCCAGAAUGGACCAGACCCAGUAAAGCAGCCAGGAGUGGGAAUAACUGAUACAGAAGGUAAAACCCAGGUGAUGGGUGAAAUUAAGAUUGCAUUAAAGAAGGAGAUGAAGACUGAUGGAGAACAGCUGAUAGUAGAAAUACUUCAAUGCAGAAACAUAACCUACAAGUUUAAAUCUCCAGAUCAUCUUCCAGAUCUUUAUGUGAAGCUGUAUGUUGUCAAUAUCUCUACUCAAAAGAGAGUCUUUAAGAAGAAAACACGGGUGUGCAGGCAUGACCGAGAACCUUCAUUCAAUGAGACUUUUAGAUUUAGCUUGAGUCCUGCUGGGCACUCUCUUCAGAUUCUGCUCGUCUCCAAUGGAGGGAAGUUUAUGAAAAAGACCUUGAUUGGGGAAGCUUAUAUCUGGCUUGACAAAGUGGAUCUUAGGAAAAGAAUAGUAAACUGGCACAAACUGUUGGUCAGCUCCACACAAACGCAUUGAGCAGUUCUGUCUGCUUAGGUCACCAAACCUUGCUGAGUCUGCUAUAAACAGCAUCACUCCAAGACUAUAGUUUGAUAUCAUUGUGUUUAGCUAGGCUUUCAGAAAACAAAGUAGGAAAGAGCAGGCUCUGGGCUACAUAGCACACUUAAAUGAGGGCUAGUAACUUAUUUUGCUGCAUAACACAGCAAAGGAAAUAUCUGAGCCUAGAACUUAAAGUGAGGCUGUUUGCAAAGAAGACUGAUGUGAGGGCUCUGCAAUGCUGGACUCUUUGUGGCUGUCAAGAACGUAACUCUGAAAGGAAUAAUGAAGGCUUGAGGGGAAGGCAUUAAUGCACAGAGUUCAGCUGUAGCUGGAGGUAAUGUGUCUGAGAGAGUAAUCUGGUGUUCUGUGCAACCAGAAGGAAAUCAUCUUAUGCAACAGCACCUAGGGUGACUGACUUUCCAAAUCUCACUUUUCAGAAGUGUAAACCUUGUUCCUCUGCACCUUAGAAUCUCUGAUAAUUUGUUGUAGUGAGAUUGUGCCACAGGACCCAAACUGCAGGCUGUCUGCAGUGGUGGAAACAUUAUUUAACACUCUGUUUGUGUUUUUUGUUUUCCAAGGAGACAUUUGUGUGUGUGUGUGUCUGUGUGUGUGUGUGUGUGUGUGUGUGUGUAUUAAUGCUGGAUGUACGUUACCAUCCUGGAAUGUAAAGGGUUAAAAGCACAUUGAUGAACUAUUUUUUGGAGUGUGGUUGGAAAGAGAAAGGACAGGAUGGAAAUUGCACCAAAUAAAGGGGGAAAAAUAUAGUGAUUUUUAAAAAGAAAAUUAUUAACUACAAUUCAUUUUACCUAUGGGGUCAGCAGUUUAUAAAAGCAGGUUUUUUCUUGGGGGGGCGCAGGGGUGUUAAGCCUUGGGAUCAAUAGUAUCAUUUAAACUAUUUCUUGUUUUCCCAACCAUCAGCCUUACCCAGACUGCUUAAGGGCAGUAAAGUUUAAAAUAUUUAGUAUGCACUCCAAAACAGUAGACCCACUGUGCUAAUGCUACCCCGGUCUUUGUGGGGUCCUACACCAACUUCAGUGACACACUUCUUGACAUCUAAAGCAAGAAACAAGAAGUAAAUGAGAUGUUUCGUAUCUGCAGAUAGUUGCAUUAAUAAACAUUGAGAAUUUCCUCUUAGUAACUCAGGUGAAUGACUGAAAAUAGUCCACUCUAAAGUGGCUUGUCAGUUGUGAAAGAAGUAAUUAUAGAAAGGUCAUUUGCAACACCAUAAUUUAAGGCCGUGUCAGCGCUUCCAAAUUAAAAGCCUUAUUUUCAGGGGCUUAAAACUACAGGAGUAACAGUUUCAUUUGGGAUAGGGAUGCAAAGGGGAUUUGAAACUGGGUGUGAUAUUUUCCUUCUUACUCAAUUUAAAGCAAAAGGACACCGCUUGCGUCAUUCCUUUAACUGUAGAAAUCGUUAAUGAUGAAUCAAUCAACAUGGUAUUGCCUCCCUUGAGACUCCAAAAUGUCUUCAUGUUUCAUAGCCUCAUUUUUAAAAUGAUUUCACAGGUGAUUACCCGGAAAUAGCAGCUAAUGGCCUUUGCAUGUUUAAGAAACAGUGACCAAAAUUUCAAAAUUUGGUGAAUGUUUACUGUUUUUGCCCAACAAAAGCUUUUUACAAAUAAUUUUAAGUGUGUUUUUUGUAGCUUGACCUGACUUACAUGGAAAAUAGAAAGUAUUCCCUUUGAAUAAAUAUGACAUGCUUUAAAUAAAGAUAAAUACAACUAGAUUAGGAAUUGGAUUCAUUUUGAAAGAGCUAGUGCACAUAUUUGAUUUUUUUUUUUUUACUUUUUUUUUAUUUCAUUCAGAUUUAAAAAUAACACCAUGGAAAUAAUUCAUUACAAAAUAUUAAGGCUACAUAAAGUAAAGUCCAAGUUAGGGUUUGGGUACAUACCAUGUUUCAUUUGUAACAGUGUAGUCUUGCUACAAUGAGCUAAGUUCUCAUAAGAACAUAAUGUCAUUGUCAAUGCGUACGGCAUAUGCAUUUAGUUAGAAUGUUAUGAUUUCAUCCCAACUCUCCUCUUCUUUAUAAACAGUCCUUCGGAGUUAAUAUAAGAUAGUCUUCAUAUUGUGAAAUUGUAUAUGUUGUUAUAUGGAUAAUAAAAUAUCUCAAAGCAAAAUCCCAAACUCAACCAAAAAACCUUGAGUGGAUAGUUAACAAAAAUGGGGAAAAAGAAGAAAAAAAAAGAAAAACCAGAUCUUUUACAUAUGUAUUGCUUGUUUUUUGGAUUAUUUUGAAUUCCUUAUGACUACAGUAUGUCCAUUCUGUUUUUAAAACGUCCAGUUUCAAUUACUGCAUGAAGAACAAGCAGCGAGAUGUGCAAUUUUGUGCAAACUGCUGGUAAUUUUGUUCUUGCUAAGAUUUAUUAUGAAGACAGCAAGUCAUGCUGAUGGUUGCUAUGGAGAUUUCCAGCAGGAGCUAGCACUAACUGGAUGGCUUACUGGGAAGCCUGUAAUCAUCAGUCUUAAUUGACAAAAGCAGGCAGGCAUGCUUUGGUCUCACACACACACACACAUACAUGUGUCCUGUAUUUUUAUGAAACUGGACUGUUUGGUUGGUGCGGCUGAGGCUGAAGAAAAAGUCGCAGUUUCUUUGGAAUCAGCCGUCGGUAACUCAUUUAAUUUAUGCAUCUUUGAUUCUCUGAACUGCAUCAAAAACAUUUUUUGUAUAUUGAAAUGCCCGUGUUGGAAUCCCAUCCCAAAAUGCAAAGGGCAGGGGGAUGUCAGGAAAUCUGGCCUCGAUCAGCACUGACUUGACCACGUGCAGCAAGUACAGGACUUCUUUAGUGUCAUCCUUGUUAUCCUUUGAAGAGAGCUAGCUAGUGACAGAGCUGGGUCCUUGCACUCUCCCUUUUCAGAGGAAGCAUCAAUUCAGAGGCUGGAAGAUGCUUUCAAAGUGUGCCAAGUUCUUUUUUUGACCAAAUUUCUAGUUCUAGGUUGUACUGGAAUCAUUCUAUGCAACACUAAGUCAUGUUUGAAUGCUAUUUUCUUUUUUCUUUUUUUGUGAAUGAAGUCAGGAAAAAUAAAACCCUCCUAGUGACAAUAUAUUUUUUUUUUAAAGUCAAACAAGGACAAUUAAGAUUUUUUACUUUUUUGUAUAUAUAUCAGCAUAUUUUUUUCACUUUUUUCUCAAUUUUUUUGUUUCUUCUAGCUGGCCAAAAAUGCUUAAAUGUGGUGACAGCUCUUAACAUCUCUGGAUGAUUGCUUAUUAAUGCAUUCAUAGAUUUCUAAGAUUUCUUUGAAGAUUCAUCUUGCAGUAGGCAAUGGCAGAGGCAUUUUAACUUUUUUUUUUAUUUCAUACAUCUGCUGAGUCAACAGAAGUUGAAGCUGCUUCUUUGUUCUAGGCCUUGUACAGUGGAAACAAGCUGAAAAAAUGAGCAAAAGCACAGUGUGUGUGUGUUUACAAAUGCCAGGGAUUUCUAAUGUUGUCAUUAUUUUAUGCAUACAAUGAGCAGCAAACAGCUAUUUUUUUUUUCUUGGUUCAAACUAGACAAGAGUUUCUAUGAUGAAUGUUGAGCUAGUUCUUUAUCAUUACACUUUAAAGGGAUAGUAUCCAGGGGCAAUACAAGUGCUGCUUCUUUAUGAUUACCCACAUUUCUACAUUACAUUCACCUUGCUGGAAGAAAUAAGGUCCAGGCCAAAGCCUACUGAAGUCACUGGUUGCCUUUCCAUUGGCUUCAGAAGGGUUUGUAUCAAGACUGAGGAACUGGUAGUUAGUUGUCUGGAUGCUUGAGUGUUCAAAUGGUCAGACUGUGGGGUAUUGUAGCUGGUAACCAGCCAAUAGUGACUCUUACUCUAGGGAUGAUGAAGAUGAAGAAAAAGAAAACAUCUAUUAUAUUGUAAGCUAGUGUGCCCUAUAGAGAUUAUUUAAUUAGCAUUUAGUUUCACUGAGAUUUCAUAAAGAUAUUAAUAGUAUUUUUUUAUCUUAUUAUUUGAAUCAUAUCUGGCAAUAUUUUUAAGUACUUUAUUUUCAUUGCUAUAGUUUCUUAGUUCCCCAGAUUCCAUUGUCUAUCUACCUAGAUAUGUACAUACCUAAAUGUAUCACAGAGAAAAUUGCAUCUGUGUGACUGAAACUUGAAACGGUAAUGAAACAGAGAGGAACUUCAGUGUAAGUAUCCACCUACAUAACAUUAGGGGCCCAAUCUUCCAUUCCUGUAGUGCUUUGGGUGUACCUGGAAUGUGGGAUUGGAUGCUCUUUUUGAAUAACUAGUUGCCUUUAGUAAGAAAGUAGAAAGAAUAAGCAAAUCCGGAUACUCUCUCUUUAAAUCAUACGAUGCAUUUUGACGUUUUCUGUAUGUUUUGUUUUAUUCUUUAAAAAAAAAAAUUAAAAAAAAUAAUAUACUGAGGAGCUCAAAAGUUAUAAUAUAUAUAUAUAUAUAAGUAUAUAUCCAUAACUCAGAAUAGGUGAUUUGAGAGAAAGCAGUUUUCUUAAUUUGUUACCCUGUAAAUAAAUAUACAUUUUUGUAUAUGAAUUGAGUUUAAAUUAUUAAUUCCAUCUGGCGUCCAAGCAUGUGAAUGUGAACCUUAUUUGACUGUAUCUUGUAUAAAUGUGCAGUGAUGUGCUCAGGUGCUCAACAAUGGCUGACUAGCGUGUGUGCUGUCAUGCUAUCAGAUGACGUGUACAGCAUACCCAAUAUUUAAAAAAACCCCCACAAAAAUACCUUAAAAAAAAAAAAAUAGUCCUUGAAGAAAUGUAAUGUUUCCACAAUGAAUGUUGCAUGCAUUGAUGGUGGUUUGUUAAUAUUCCUUUUUUGUUUGUUUUUUUAUUUUGCUUCCAAAUUCUUUUGAAAAAACAGACAGACUUAUUCGAAAAGUUGUAUAAAUUGAAACAAAUCCAGUAUGAGAACUGUAUAAAGAAAUGCUUGUAAAUCUGUCUCAGUUUUCAUUCUAUGUAUAAAUCCAUGUCAUGGUUUUGUGAUUGUAUACAGGAUGUAUCUGGAGAACUUAUGCAAACUGUGCUGUAUAAAGGCUGUUAUCCCAGUCUGACUAAUAAAUAUUUAAAAUAUC